Triplophysa dalaica is the source of this 7517-nucleotide messenger RNA. RefSeq names its product phospholipid phosphatase related 2a (gene plppr2a). The coding region runs from base 5066 to 6052 and encodes 328 amino acids. The record is from RefSeq and is a predicted model, not a curated record. Lineage: Eukaryota; Metazoa; Chordata; Actinopteri; Cypriniformes; Nemacheilidae. The transcript is spliced from 8 exons. Gene Ontology annotation, molecular function: phosphatidate phosphatase activity. Gene Ontology annotation, biological process: signal transduction; phospholipid dephosphorylation; phospholipid metabolic process.
AAAAGAUUUUUACGAUGAAUUUAAUGUUGGGAACAGCUGACUGGUUUUGAUUCUGUCUAGAUUAGUGGUGGGCAUAGAUUAAUUUUUUUAAUCUAGAUUAAUCUAGAUUAAUCUUGGAAUUAAUCUAGAUUAAAAUGGCUCAUUUGAAUUCUGCCGAAGGCAUUCAGAAUAUGUGUACUACCCAAAUAAUGACUAAAAGUAAGUCUUUGAGAACGGGUUUCUCAAGCCAGGUGGCGCAUUAGUCCAGGGGCUUAUCUCCUGUUUCCAAAAUGCAUCACAAACUGCUUGAGAAAGCUGUUCUACUAUGAUAAUUGGUGAUGAAAAUAAAUUAUGUUCAAUAAGAUGUACUUGUGUUUACUUUCGCAUUAGCUAAGGGAUGCUUUGCGUUUAGGUGGUACUUGAGACUGGAAGAGCUCCUACAGUACAUUUACAUUUAGUCAUUUAGCAGACGCUUUUAUCCAAAGCAAUUUACAAAGAGUGAGGGAGCAACAAGCGACCUGUCAUACAGGAGCCAUAAUACAUUAGAUCUCAAUACAAAGUUACUGGUUUCAACUAAAGCUAGACCACUACCUGUUGAGAGAAAGUUUUUUUUUUUUAAACCAAUUCCGCAUUGCACAAGGUGCAAACAACCUUAGUCUUGUCGAUGUUUCUAUUGGGAAGCUUCUUAAAAAUUAAUAUUCCCUGAAGCAAACCCGGCGGCUUCAUAGCUGCAUCCAUGUUAGCACGUCACGUUUGAUGCGGUAAUUUCACAGUAACGUUAUGUUGUGUUCAGACCAAACGCGAAUGGCGUGUCAAGCGCGAGUGAUUUAUGUGUUAAUGCAAAGAGGCAAUAGACCUACUUGCGGCGCGAAUCGCGCGAAUGAAGCCCUGGUUAUGAGAUGAUGAGGCGGCGCGAAUGACGCGAAUCACGCGAGUUAAAAAAUCUUGUUCUCGCCCCGUACAGUGCAGUUAAGCUGGUAUACAUCCGCGCUAAAAUAUCAAGGUGAAAGUCAUCAUAGCUUGCGUAGUAUAGACCCAGCUCCCAACCCAACUUUGAGAAUAGAUUAACGGCGACAUUUUUUUUAUCGCGCGAUAAGAGUCUCACUGCGUUAACGGCGUUAACGCCGUUAACUGCUCACCACUAGUCUAGAUGUUUGUCUUGUACAUGAUACUUGGCUUUUAUAAUGCUUUGAAUAAUUGGUCAGAUUCUGUUUAGCCAGUCAAUUAUUUCACUGUGAGUAUUCAGGGCUCCUCAAAAACAGAACUUUGUCUAAUUAAACUCAGAUUCACACCCACAUACAUUACAUUUACGCAUUUGGCAGAUGCUUUUAUUCAAAGCGACUUACAUUGCAUUAUAUUACACAUUUGUAUUUAAAUAUGUGCAAUGCCUGGGAUCGAACCCAUGACCUUGUAGUUGCUAGCGCCACACUAUGAUGUGUGUGUGUGUCAUCGUGUCAAUGCUUUUUGCAAUUAUUGUUUUUAUAUUUGGCAUUGAGUUUGUCAUUAUUGCCUCUGGCUAUAGUUUCAAAAUUUGUCAGAACGGUUUUUGCUCUUAAAGGAGCAGAAAGUCCAGGCUGGCUCUUCAAUGAAUUAUUCAGUUUCUCUGCUGACCUGCUGCAGUCUUGUUUUAAAAGACUUCUGUGUAUUUAAAGUCCUCAUCAAACCAAGCAGGUGUUUCAGCACUAACGGUCUUUUCAUGUAACGUGUCUAUUACAAGAGACAUAUUUAAAAACAAAGUAGUAUGAGCAUGGCAUCAAACAUUUGCACGUUAGAGUUUUGUUCUUUUUGCAUGAAAAAUCACAACCGAGAACCCUUUAUUUCUGUCGGAAUUUUUUUUCUACAUUUACAAUUAGUCAUUUAGUAGACGCUUUUAUCCAAAGGUAAACAAUAGAAGCAAUUGGAACAACACAAGGACAAAAUAAACCAUAAGUGCAGUAAAAACUGGUCUCAUAUAGCGCACCACAGUAUACUAAGCCAAGAUUUUUUAAUUUUUGAUAGAAAGAGUAGAAAACAGAUUGAAGUCAGAACUGAUCGGUCAGGUGUUGACGGAAGAGAUUGUGUUGUCAACCGAUUCUUAAAGAUGGCCAGAGAAUCUGCUGAUUGUUCUGGUGGGAUGGUUGAUGAGCCUACUUGAAUGGAGAGGUUGUGAUGAAUCUUUGGGUCGGCCGGGAUUACAAGCGGUUCUGUUUUUGCAAUGUUCAGCUGCAGGUGAUGGUCCUUCACACAGAGUGAAAUGUCUGUGAUUUGUUCAGAAACAGGCUGAAAUGACAAGUGGAGUUGUGUAUCAUCCACAUAAAAGUGAUAGGAAAAGCCCUGUUUUUGAAUGAUAUAACCUAGGGAUGUCAUGUAUAUGGAAAAGAGAAGCGGUCCAAGCACUGAGCCCUGAGGCACCCCUGGAUUGAGAUGAUGGGACUCGGAGACAGCACCUCUCCAGAAUACCCUACAUGACCUACCUGGGAGGUAAGACAUGAACCAUUUUAGUACCAUUCCAGAGACACCCAUAGCCUUAAAGGUCAACAGGAGGAUGUGGUGGUUAACCAGCAGAUAGAUCUAGAAGGAUGAGUACAGAUGAUUUAGAGGCUGCCCUUGCCAGUCCCAGAGCUCCAACGACUGAGAGAAAUGCAGUCUUUCCUUUUUACAUUUAUUCAGUUGGCGAAGUGAAGUGAAAUCAGCAGUGUCAGGACUUCGUCCUUCCUGUUUUUGAGUUCUCUAACUCUCUGGACAAGGUCAGGACAGAACCAUGUCCUGUGGUUGUUUUGUGUGGUGACGCGUGGCUGUUGUUGUUACUUUGCGCCACGUGUCCUCCUGUCAUGUCUCACAGCCCCGCCCUUCUGUCUCCCGUAUCACUCCUUAGAGUUUAAUCUCUGUCGCCUGCCGUUCAACUCCCUUUUGUAAUUAUUUUGUUUUAUUCUUCAGUUUGUUCCCCCUCGUGGGAAGUGUUUAUUUUUGUGUGUAAACCAUUGAUAGAUAUUGUUUUUCCCAAUCGUGUAGUAAUGCAGUCUUGAUAUUACCAGAGCUUGGACUUGAAGCUGAGAGGCAUGUUCCGACAGAAACAGCCUGAAUUUUCCUGACAUUGUGGAGCACAUACCUGCAAGUCCAAGGUAUGUGCUAGACAUACACAGCUUUAAAGCUUGUUGAUCAAAGACCCCAGUAAUCUCACAUGAGUAUCCUUUUUGAGUUGGAAAGAAAUCUGAACGUUUGUCAUUAGGUGUGGUCAGAUACUAAAUUAUGAAAAUUCUAAAAGAAUUGAAAAAUUUCGGCCGCACCAAUUUUAUAGUCUUUUUUUUUCAUCUGCCACAAUGAAUGUCAGAGGACAAAAAUAAUACUUAAAAGAGCUUAGAAGGAGCUCAAUUGUGUUUCGUGAGAUCUAGUUCAACUUCUGGGUUUAGAUAUAUUUUUUGUAUUCUGGAAAACUUUGUAGACAUCUUGUAAAUGAAAAGUUGUGAUAUGAACUUUUUCAAAAAUGUAAUUUACAUUUACGCAUUUGGCAGAAAGCAACUUACAUUGCAAGAUACUGUACAUUUGUAUUUAAGUAUGUGUAGUAAAAACUGUUUAAGGUUUACGGUUCUAUAAUCUGUUGAAUGUAACCCAAAUGAGACACAAUGUCCCACUUUUCUUUCAUUGCGAUGAAGAAAUUUGUGGCUUAGAAAAGACGUUUCUCCCACAGGGAAAAACUUUGCGCUGCAUUGCAAUUUCUGUUCCACUUUGCUGUACCAAAAGAAGAAUGCAUGCAGAAGUAGCCUACGACCUGUCCUCUCUGACUGUUUGCCGGCUAUGACCUCCUUUUUUGUCAUGAAUUUUAAUGAGGGGCGGUCAUUUUUUUGCACGUAGCAGCACUGCGGUCCGCUUCACUUCCCCAUCUGGUGUGUUGUGUGGUAAAUAACAUGCACCAUUUCCCUCGUGGUCACAGGAAAGAAAGGAUUUUUUCGAGAGGAUCUACAGGAUGUUACCGAAACAUAAUGAUUUAAGAUGCAAAUAUUGUAAAACACUGCAGUAAUUAUUGAAUUUUAGAUGAAACUGUGAUUCUUGUUAAGUUACAUUUAGCGUUCCUCGGAGUAAUAUAAAUCCAUUUUUAUGUCUUGAUUGAUGUUCUCUUUUUUUAAAACCCACCCCCCAUUGCAAUGCCCUGGUGUGAGUAGUGUUGCAUGACUGAACACAAGACUCAAGGGACUGACAAGAUGUUACCACACGUGCUCACACACACAGACACACACGUGCACACAUAGGAGUAAAUGCUUAAGUCACAUUUGCACCCAAUGGACUGACAUAAUGCACAUCAAUUGCUCAUGAGACAUGCAUGCUGCAUUAGUUUCCCAUUUCUGUUUGCUUUCCUUCAGUCUCUGAUGUGAUGCUGCCUUCUAUUACCAUUGAAGGGAUAUAUACCAGCAAGCAAACAGCAAAAGUAACCAAAGUUCUGUUUGGGUUUGUACAAGUUUAGCAUUAUUGGUGAUUCCAGCGGAUUGUUUGUCUCUGAUAUGUUGAUCUUUGAAGAUACUGUUAUUUCAGACUUAAGCUUGUACCAUGUUGACAUGAAAUGGAGUGCCAACAGUAAGAAUAGUAAUGUAUUGCAUGCACCCAAGAGACUAAUGUAAUUGUUUAUUGCUUGUAUGGACACGCCUGAUGAAAAUUGACCAAGGUGUUAUUAACCUCACCUGAAAACUGAGAGACUGAGUCUAGUGAAUACAAACCCGCCCACCCCCCCCCCCUCUCUCUCUCUCUCUCUCUCUCUCUCUCUCUAUCUCUAUCUCUCUCUCUUUCGGUGUUCAGAAAAUCUGCGGCGGAGGUGAUUGAAUCUCUCACGCCUCAUUACGGAGGGAGUCGCCGGUGCGCGCUCUCGCCUUGAUUUGCGCACAGACCGCGAGCGCAUCCGCACGCGUUAAUGCGCGAGGGGGGAGACGCUCGUGCGCUGGAGAAAAAUCCCGAAGACAAACGGCGAGGAGGAGAGGGAAGCUGGAUUGGUGCGCACCACGGACAGCGCACGACAUGGCCUCUGCAUAGGAACCCGACGCCGUCGCUGCAGGGUGCAUUAUAAGAAGACCAAAGCCAUACUGAGAGAAGAAGAAGAGAGACAUCAGAAGAAUCUAUCAUGGCAGUAGAGGAGAAGCCUGCUGUGAAGAGCAGCACCUCCAUUGUACCGUGUUUUCUGUUUGUGGAGCUGGUGAUCAUGGCAGGCACCGUUCUCCUGGCGUACUACUUCGAGUACACCGACACGUUCCCCGUUCACGUCCAGGGCUUCUUCUGCUUCGACAAGUCGUUCUCUAAACCCUAUCCCGGACCGGAUGAGACCAGUAACGUGCCCCCGGUGCUGGUGUACUCUCUGGUCGCCGCUGUACCUACAUUAACGAUUCUGGCUGGAGAGGUGAUGGUGUUUUUCAUGAGGUCAGAGGUCACGCAGGAGAAGACCAUAGUCACAGCGGACUGCUGUUACUUCAGCCCGCUGCUGAGACGCAUCAUACGCUUCUUAGGUGUCUAUACCUUCGGCCUGUUCACCACCACCAUCUUUGCCAAUGCCGGACAGGUGGUGACAGGAAAUCAGACCCCUCACUUCCUGUCGGCUUGCAGACCAAACUACACCUCACUGGGCUGCCAUUCCAACCUACAGUACAUCACCGAGCGAAAAGCCUGCACGGGAAACCCACUCAUCGUAGUGUCCGCACGCAAAUCUUUCCCCUCUAAAGACGCAGCCAUCAGUGUUUAUUCUGCAGUUUACACCGUUAUGUAUGUGACAUUGGUUUUCAAAACUAAAGGCACACGCUUGACCAAACCCACGCUCAGUCUGACCAUGUUGUGUCUGGCCAUGUUGGUGGGCGUGGUGCGAGUGGCCGAAUACCGCAACCACUGGGCCGACGUCGUGGCUGGAUAUUUCACCGGCGGAGCCAUUGCUGUCUUUCUGGUGAUGUGCGUGAUUAACAACUUCCAGCAGACGAAACCUCCGGCCCCGCCGGCGCGACCCCAGCGCCCCGAAUCCGUGCUGGGCGUGCCCAUGGUGGCGCUCCCCUGCGUCGAGAGUCCACUAGAAAAGUUAAGUGGCACUCAGACUCCAAGGGGAUCUUCAUUCACUGAGAUCACAUGACCAUCAGCCUUAUCGGUUCCCCGUCCCCCCCGAUGUCCUCAUACCGUCUCGCUGCAUAUCCAGCGAAGUCUAGACCAGCCGUCCCAGCACGCGCGCCACUGCGCCGCCCACUCUGCAGGACGCGUCGCCACCCUGCACCGGUCCUACUCGACGCAGGUCUAGAUUUCCACCCCCUCCAACCUCCAUCUCCAUAAUCCUCCAUGCCGCAGAUAGGGCCUCCACAAACCGCUCAAACAAACAGAGUCGCUUCUAGAAAGCGUGCUUGAGGAUCUCAAACCCUCUAUUGCCCAAAUCUCACUCCGGCCUGAGGAGGUGGGACAGUGAGUGGAGGAUGUGCACCUUUAGCGGCCUCUCAAUACCAACCCGUCCUGUUUCAAGGGGAACCGAAUGACUUCUUACACAGCUCGAAAUGCAGAACAAUAAAUAGACUGCCAUUUGCAUUUCAGUGUGGGUUCUUAUUCUUUUAUUUUUUAAAUGGCAUGUCUUUGUUUUUAUUGAGUUUUUUAUCACAUCUUUUGGCUUUCGUGGUAGAUUUGUCAAUCGGUUUGUCGUUUUCCCUGUGAAGAGCUGAAGAAGACAAUCUCAUGUUGACGUCACAGAGCUCUUUUGGCUAAAGAUCUCUAACGUUGCAGCCGUUCUUGAAUCCAGAUUGCGUAACGGUGGACGCUUUGGAAAGAAAAGAACACAUGCGAAAGACUCAACCUUUGUAAUAUUAAAUGUGUGGUUUGUGCUGUGAUUUCUCCGGCGGUCAGAUGUGAUGCACAGUGAUAAGAGUGUGAUGUUGUUGCUUUUUCGUUGAUGUUUACUCACACACAAGGGAUGCGUGACGUUCCUAAGCCUCAUUUGUACAAAAAGUCCAAUUCUCACAGACGGACACCUUUGCAGAGUGAACACCUCUUCACUGCAUUUCCUCGUUUUUCAGUCAACCAACAAAACCUGUUCACCCAGUGUAAAUGAAAAGCUUGUCAUUACUGGUGGAUUUGUUUGUCAGCAAGCAAAACGAGAAUGCCACAACGUGUAACAUUUGUAUCGGUGUCUAUUUGCACUUUUCCAAAAUGCAUUUAAUUUUGUCUUGUAUAGAGAGGAACUUUUUCACAUUGUGUCACCAUGCUUUAUGAAGCGUGUGAAGUGUCGUUUUAUAUGAAUGAUGUUAUGAAAAGACCUUGUAAUUUUAUCCUCCCAGCUGUUGCACAUAGUGACCAACGCUUUGCAAUACAACAAAACGGAAUUUUAUACUUUAUAAGUUAUUUACUUUCUUAAAAUACGUUUCUUAUUUAUAAAAUGUUUCCAUUUGGUCUGAUGUGAAUCAUUUACACAGCAACUGACAGUAGGUGUCCCAGGCAGCUCUUGUUUCACGACUGUAAUAUAUUUAUUUUUUACUUUUAAGGCCAUUUUUAGUCUACAAAUAUCCACAGAUGAAAUGUGUGUUCAUGCAAUGUAUUUGUGCUUUAAAUCGUUUUAUUGA